CGCCUUAUAUAAUGAGAUGCAUUAUUGUUACUUGAGAGAGCCACAAAAUGGAGGGCUACAGAGUAUGUGUUCUUGCAGUUGUUUCGGUGCUAAUAUUCUCUCCGGUUGCUCAUACUUGGGGGGUUGAUGGGCAUCUCACAGUUUGCAGGAUUGCCCAGUCGCGGUUGAGCGAAGCAGCGGCAGAUGCUGUGACGAAGCUGUUGCCGGAGUCGGCGGAGGGUGAUCUAGGGAGUGAAUGUUCAUGGGCAGACCGUGUCAAGUUCCGGUAUCACUGGUCAUCUGCUCUUCAUUACAUUGAUACCCCUGAUGAUCUCUGCACCUUCCAGUACAAUAGGGAUUGCAAGGAUGAAGAUGGAGUGAUGGACAGGUGUGUAGCAGGGGCAAUCAACAAUUACACUAGCCAGCUGCUCACCUAUGGGAAUGCUCCCUCCGAAUAUAACCUCACAGAAGCUUUGCUCUUCCUUUCUCACUUCAUGGGAGAUAUUCAUCAGCCACUGCAUGUAGGAUUUACUUCCGACAGGGGAGGCAACACAAUUGACAUCCAUUGGUAUCGAACGAAAACGGUUCUUCACCAUGUCUGGGAUACCAGCAUGAUUGAGACCUCCGAAACGCGAUCAUACGAUUCAAACCCAGAUGGACUCAUAGCAGCAAUCCAAGCAAAUAUUACGGGUGAAUGGGCAGAUCAAGUCAAGGCAUGGGAGACCUGCGGCAGUAAUGUCACAACAUGUCCAAAAACAUAUGCAUCUGAGGGAAUUAAAGCAGCCUGUGAUUGGGCAUACAAGGGUGUUAGUGAAGAUUCAGUACUACAAGAUGACUACUUUGACUCUCGUAUACCAAUCGUCACGUGGCGGUUAGCUCAAGGAGGAGUUCGGUUGGCAGCGACUCUUAACCGUAUAUUCGGUUGAAUAACAGAUUCAGUUCUCGCAUCGAGGGAAAACUCGAGAAAUCCUAAGGCUGUAAACAUCAUUAAACUAUGGAUUCAUUGGAUUGUAAGCAUUACUGUGAUCUACAUUUAAAGUUCUUGAAUUACUUUUAAUAGAGAAAUUUUUGCUCCUCUGGCAAACCAAAAUCUCAG
Rhododendron vialii is the source of this 1075-nucleotide messenger RNA. RefSeq names its product endonuclease 2-like. The record is from RefSeq and is a predicted model, not a curated record. The transcript has 9 exons. The coding region runs from base 48 to 905 and encodes 285 amino acids. Gene Ontology annotation, biological process: DNA catabolic process. Lineage: Eukaryota; Viridiplantae; Streptophyta; Magnoliopsida; Ericales; Ericaceae. Gene Ontology annotation, molecular function: endonuclease activity; nucleic acid binding.